GAAAAAAACUACUGUACUACUCUCUGAUCCAACAAUAUAUAUGCGCAUGUAGCUAAGCAGAGAUCAAGCUAACUAGGCCAAACUCGCUCUAUAAUUAAUUAAUUCGAUUAUCUCGGUAGCUACUAGACUACUAUGCGAUGGCUCCUGCAGCUUCACUUUCAGCAGUGGCAGCAGUCCUCCUCCUCUUCUCGUGGCCACUGCUUUUGGCUGCAGAACAGCCGUCGUGCCAGCUUGUGAUCUCGCAGCUGGGUCCUUGCCUGCCUUAUGUGUUGAGGUCUGUGCGAAUGCCUCCAGAUAUGUGCUGCAAUGGGGUCCUCUUCCUCGGUAGCAGGUACUCCCAGGACCAUGAGGCCCGGCAGGCUAUAUGCGAGUGCGUCCAGCACUCCAUUUCGCCUGUCCUCCCGAUCGACUUUGACCUGGUUAAUACGCUGCCCAUUGCCUGUGGGAUCAACGUCCACCUUCCCAAGUUAUCUUUCAGCGUCGACUGCUCCCAAGUUUGACGGAGUGUUUGCUGGUUUCUUCUACAAUAGGCAAGAACUCAAGCACAUGAUUCUACUUCCUUUGUAUUAGAUCGAGCAGGCAAGCAAGGAAUAAAUAAUUAAUGGUGUAUAAAAUAAGUCUUCUGUACAUCGAUAUCAACUGAUCAGAUAGGAAAUAAUGGGGAUACAACGGUCUAUUGCAACGUGUGGUACAGAGAUUUAACAUAAAUGUCUUCAAAAACAUAAGGUUUGGAUAAUUAUAGUUAACCAA
This is a messenger RNA of Punica granatum (pomegranate), 750 nucleotides long. Lineage: Eukaryota; Viridiplantae; Streptophyta; Magnoliopsida; Myrtales; Lythraceae. The record is from RefSeq and is a predicted model, not a curated record.